Messenger RNA from Penicillium argentinense, 1932 nucleotides. RefSeq lists its product as uncharacterized. Bases 1 to 1932 code for a protein of 643 amino acids. The record is from RefSeq and is a predicted model, not a curated record. The transcript has 4 exons. NCBI's taxonomy places the organism in Eukaryota, Fungi, Ascomycota, Eurotiomycetes, Eurotiales, Aspergillaceae.
AUGGAAAGUCUCGCGAGCGUCGACGGCUCGCUGGCCGGCCGUCAGGUUGUGCCCUUCCAGUCUCCUCUCCAAUUGCAUCCGCCGGCAUCAGCUGGGGCGCUGGAGAUCUGCAUAUCACACCUCCUCUUGGACCCAUGGAGGCGACAGGCCAAGGUUGGAUUUAUCGAUGGCUGGCGCAGAUAUCGCCAAGAGCGUCGGGACAGGGUAUGGGCCAUCAUCUCCCACAGUUCUCUGGAUUCCCACACCGAGCCGCUGACCCAAGUCGAGAUGCAGGGACUCACGGCCGGGAGAGAAGAUCGAUAUGAAUAUCGAAGUGCGGCAAUCUCCCAUGACCACUCGCGCGAGAAGGCAAAGGUGCAGCGCCCUCGCAGAGCGAGAAAGCAUACAAUCAAUGACCAUUUCCGGGCAGCAAAUGUUGCUCGUGACAGACUGACGCUGCCAAUCGCUUCCAAACUUGGAAUCUUCAGCAAAGGCAAAGCCUCAUCCCCUAUCAAGUCACGGCGGCGCCAGCAUCUCAAUUCAUCACAGAAGAGGGAUGGCUGGGAAGGCACGAACGUCCCAACCUCACCACUAUUGGACCACGCAUCGUCCCCAACCGACCUUUCAUUGCGUGAGAGGAAAAUACCUUUUGACAUCGCUACAACUAGGGGGAAAGGACCAAAGCUGUCGAGACUGAGUUAUCACACUCGUGGUAAAGAGUGGCUUGAUAUUUAUCAUCAUAGUUUCCCAGCACUGCCUGACGAGAAGAAGGCGAAUCGAAGAUCAAAUAAGUCGAUCAACGCAAAGGAUAGAAUUUCUGAGAGACGACAAGGGCCAAAAGAGUCAAAGAGAUUCUCGAUUCGAGAGCUGACACCGUCAAGGGAAAAGGCUCCAGCCCAUGACGGACAACAGAGGUCCUCAAGUGCCAGCGAGCACAUUGCUUCUUGCCGGGAGCCUCGGUCUUCUACGCCCUACAUCUGGUCAACGAGUGAGCCCCGCGUCUCCCGGUCAGACCAGACUGUGGAAGCGCAUCUGUUGGCUGUACUCCACAAGGGUCUCUCUUUGAAGGGAACCGAUGACCAAGGCUCAAUGGUCCAUCAAACUCGACACUACUACGAUCUCCAAGACCUGAAGAGCAUUUUAGACGCAAAGAAAACAGCGUGGGGAGUGCAGACGGUUGCUGCGAGCGUCGGGUCUCACUUACCCUCAAGCUUGGUAACCGGAUCUAAUUUCGCUCCAUCCGAUGUCUCUGAAGGCCAAAAAUCCUUGGAGAUUAAAAAGACAACGGAUUGGCGAGGAAGCAUUAUGGCAAGACCUGGGAACCAGUUCUCUGUUGAAUUUAUGACGCCGGAUCAACACCAGCUGCAUGCGUAUCGGCUAGAGGAUGACGACGAUCGCUGUUUGUCAUCGGCUACAGACGAGGCAUGUGGCCAUGCUGAUUUGAGCAUGGAUGUCAUUGAGAGUGACUCAAACAAUCAGGAGCUCUUCUUCAAGAAGCUAGAUGCGCGCUUGCAGGAAAUAGUCGGAUCCGAAGGUGAAGAGUUGACUGCAGCGGGAGGGGAGCUAGAAAUACUUGAGACGUUGCAGGGAUCCUGGCACGGACUGCAAGCGGACUCUGGCUGUCGAGCCACACGAAUUGCAAACAAUGACAGCUGUGACCGCCUUAAUAUACUUCAAUGCAGCAGUAUGGAAGCCAGGAAUGCGCUUUCUACGAUGCCUCGCGGGACGUUCCCUUCUGUCGGGGCACAAUUUUCCACGGAAUCCAGUGCACUCUGCAACGGCAAAGCCCCCACGAGCCACCACUUUCUGACUGGCAGUACCUCUAGACCGGAAAAAGAAAGGAGACAUUUUUCUCCUCUUACCAGCAGCCGCAUUCCUCGGCUAGCGACCCGGAUGAACUCUAAACGAAAUGACAUCCCUGCAGGUUUUUGGAGACAACACAAAUUAUAUUAA